AUGAGAAGUACAAGCGUUAUUCAGGAAUCCUUAGCAGAAUGGGAGCGCGGUCUCGACAUGCCACCAGAGGCGUUAGGUCGCAAGUGGAGCCAGAGGAGUGCCCACGCGCAGCGGACUUCAAGCGACCAGACAGUCAGCUCCACCAAUGCCACUGACGCUUGCAAACUUAUAAUUUACAUAGAACAAAAGCCAAUAUGGAAGUUAUCGCUUUGUGGCGGUAACGCGGCAGCAGUAGCAUCGCGGGCGGGUACCAAGCUCCUACCACCAAAGCUCAGAAUAGUGUGGAACCCUCCUACCACUCCCUACCACCACACGGAGAAAUUACGGCUGGUGGUCACUGCUGUUAACAGUGGUGCAGUUUGCAAUAACGAUACUCAGUUCACUUGCGGCUUGACAAGUCUUUGCAUAUCGUCUUACCUUGUAUGCGAUGGCGUGAGGCAUUGCCCGGGAGGCGAGGAUGAGGACACGAAUGCCUGCUCACACCGCCGGGACUCCCCACUUCUGGAAGUACUGAGGAGGAUAGCGGCUAGGAACCAGGAGUUUUUAGGCCUGGAUCAGCCUGAUGGGAUGACGAAGCCCUCGGUUAUAAUGAAAAUAAGCGAAAGCGAAACCAAAUCAAACGCUUUUAUUGAGUUCGCGAAUUCCCUGCGUCCGUAUGGGCCCUGGUCUUACAUCGUCGUUGGGAUGAUCGGAUGUGCUGUGAUACUCAUGUUCUGUCUCGCUUGGGAAUGCUGUUGCAAGCGUUCCAAGCCUUCAGACACGCCGCUAAACAUUCCGCCUUCGUGUGUUGAUCUCUCCCCUUCAGUGGCGAUGACCGCGUCUUCCCAAAUGUUCUCCAACCCCCUCCCAUCACCGCCAGAGUACGAGCCUCCACCUUCCUACUCCUCCCUCUUUCCCCGCGCCUUCAAGACUUCCCCCUCCCCGGUACCCCAUUGCUCCCACCAAGAGCCAGAUUAG
This is a messenger RNA of Pieris macdunnoughi, 957 nucleotides long. The record is from the annotation of a GenBank genome assembly. Lineage: Eukaryota; Metazoa; Arthropoda; Insecta; Lepidoptera; Pieridae.